GGGUUAGCGUUAACCGGCUUUCGAAAAACCCUGCCCAGAAGCCUUAUUAAGUAUCAAAGUGAUAAAUUAUACAUGUUUUUUGAAGUUACCUUUUGGAGGAACCUUGACUGCAAUCUUUUCAACUAAAGCAGUGAGGUUUUUAGUAUUUGAGCACAAAUGAAUUAAAUUACUGAAUUUUCUAAAUGUUCUACUUAAAAAAUAGUAACAAAAUGGCUGAAAAAUGCAUUUAACCAGCAACCAAUAGUCGCUUUUGGUGAUAACUGUAUGAAUAUGACUGAAUAGUGACUUUUCGGUCGAGUGUUUUUCCUACAUUAUUUUGCCCAAUAUUUCGAGCAGACAGAAAAAUAUUGUAGAACUUAACAGAAAUCUAAAUUACUUUUGUGAAUCUCAGAGGUACAGAGCGAAAACAAAGAGCUGAACUAUAGGAACAGAAGAGAAAAUUAACACAAGCUGGAGAAGGCGUUAGGGCAGGCGAUAAAUCAACUUCUCCGAUUCUCACCUCUCGCCUUCGAUACGGGACAAGAAUGGUCUUCUCCUUCUUGAGAAACAACUAGCAUUAUUCGGUAGAAUUGUUUGUUUGUGGUUGUGAAACUGUCAAAUUGAAUAAAGACUCCCAAGCUUCUCGUAUAAUUUGUUAAUCACGUUUUGUUUAAUUGCCAAGUUUAUUCAGGGAAAAUUACGUCAAGGCCACUGAGUGCGAUUCCGCACGUCUGAAUAAACAAAGAGGAAAGUGCGUAGAGUCUUCACAGCUAAUAGCUAAUUAAUAUUAGAUUGAAAUUUAACAGUUAUAUUCAGUCCUCAUUCAGCACACAGGAAUGCUCGGUUCAAACAAGCUGUAAGAACAUUUACUUCGAUUUUCCCUCUGACUGUUCUAUACACUACUGUGGACGUGCAAAGAUUCGUGUGCACAAACAAAGGAGUAAGAGCUGACGACUUGCAGCUGAACUCACACGCAGCAUUAGGGAAGCUGGAAGAUGGCAUUUCAUUCCCGAAACAUUUGCGACUAAAUCAACAGACUAGACAUAGCUAAGGCGUAGAGGAAUAGUCUCCUUAUAAAACAAGAGCAAAACAAGUUUCCUUUGAAGGAGAGUAUUAUUUUAUUUUAGGAAUCGGUCGAAAUUCGAGUGAAAAAAGAAAACAAAAAAUGACAAGACUUCAAUGACGCAGAUUCAAGUGUAAAAGCAAAUCUAGAUCCUUUUAACAGAGUAAUCAUCGUUAAAAGCACUGUUACACAGAUUUAUUCUAGGUUAAUAAACACAGGUGCCAUGUUCUCGAAGUUGUCAAAAGGAAGUUCUAGCAGUUAAAUUAGUUAUGACAAUAGUAUAAAUGUUUUCUGAACCACUCUUCGUAAAGAUUCCGUCCUAUUUAUAACUUUAAAAAUGAUGUGAAGUUUUGACAGUGGUCAGUAAUGACACAAUUAAAAAAUAGAAUUGCGCGCUUCAUAGAAUACAUACUGAAGUAUAAUCAACAUUCAUAUUCACUCCGUUUUGGUUCCUUUGCUCUCUUAUGGUAAGGCCAAGGGGUCAUUUUCUCACCGCAUAGUAACUUUACUAUAUGUUACUUUCGUUCCAACAUCUAGUUGCAACUAGAUGUUGACGAAAUAAUUCUUUCUCAACUCUCUUUCGUGGAUCAAAAAAGCUGUAAGAUGUCAGAAAAAAAAAAAAAUAACGAAUCGCAAGUGAUCAACUGAAUUUCCUUAAUUUAUAGAUUAAGAUUACAUAUAUAUUUUCCAAAAACAAAGGCUCGAUAAUCCAAAAGAGAGAGUACCGCGUGUGGGACAUUCUUGGGUUGGAGAGGUUCACCAUUUGGUUUUACCCUGAGGGACAUGGAUCGACUCCACUGGCCUUCACUUGCAUAAAACUUGAAUGACAAGCUAAAACCCGAGAAAAGGGGGUAUUAAAUGACUGGUGCAUAAGUAACCUGUCAUAACGCGUUCUUUUUUUUUCGGCGAAAAAGAUAACGCCUCGCAGGUAAAAGCAUAAGUCACGAGGAGAGUUUCUCCUUGUCACUUGGGCUCCUCAGCUGCGUCAACCGAUCACAAAUAUUUGAGUUCUGGAUGAUUGAUGUGAUCGUUUGUCAAAUCAAACCAAUUAGACUUUAAGUGAUCCUUUAUUAGUUGUGUUUGCUAUUGCUUGCUUGAGUUUUGUUAAAAGAGCACAGCUGAUGCCUACACUGUUUUUUUUCCGACUAUGCUUCUGCUCGCCAACUUUAUCACUGAAUCGAUCACGAAAUAACUGCAAAUAUAAUCGUAAGUGGUCUUUAUCUCUGUUUUUGUUUUGCUUGCUAUCAUCUUCCUUCAUGACUUAGACUGACAGGAAAAACUGUGGAAAAUGCAAAAUCUUCUACAUCUCUGGGUAUCCAAUGGGCAAGAACGGCUCUGAAAUAAAAACUCUGGCGGGACUAAUGAUAGAAUCCUGCGUUUUUGAACUCUUCUUUUUGCACAAGACGACGAUCGCCGUCUUGUUUUUAGUCGAUGCUUUUUUUUGUUAAAUUUUCGAAAAUUCAAGGUGGCUCAGAAUCCACUUCCAACUGUAUUUUUUUAACUUGGCAAAAAGUUUAAUCUUGACAUGUUAAUUACAAUUCGAUGAUGAAAAAUGGGUCACGUACUCGUUUUUAAGUUAUAAGCCCAUCAAGCUAAAAUUAAGCGAGCGUUCAUCAUCAACUUAUACCAUUGCAGUUGUAAUUUGUAAAAUCACCAGAGCUUGUUCACCAGUCUGAUUGAGCGUUUGUUCGAUGCCAUUAUUGUUGUGUCAACCGAAAAAGAUUUUUUAUGAGAAACAAGGCACCUGUGUAUGUAUAUGAUGACGAGCAAAUCGGUAGGUAGGCAGGUAAUUUGAUGAUCGGUGAAGAUAGGGAUUUGUGACAACUGCCACGCCAGUAAGUUGCCAAGUGUUUCGAACACACCCACGAUAGAAUUUAUUGAGAUCAAUUCAACGCCACGGAAAAGAACAAUCUUUUGUUCAAAGGGAAGUAAGAAAGCUAUCUUAAAAUUUGUCAACUGUAAUUGAGAAACAAGUGUCGCUCUUAAAAACGAAUUAUCUAGUGGCAUGCUUUGUAUUGAUACGCUCGGUAAAGAAUUAGAGACAUUUCCUGAUAAAAACAUACGGUCGGUUUCCGCUCAUACAUCAAACCGUGCACCAAAACCUCGAAAAACCUACGGUUGGAUAAAAUAACUGCGAAUAUAACUCUAAACUGUGACACUGAUUCAAAGUCCUUUUAAUUAACGAGUGGUAUUCAUUAUGUAAUCUUCCCUCACGAAUAUCAACUCGGCGAGUUGUUGAGCUGUAUACUUCACAGCUAUAAUGCUCAACAAUAAUCCCGACUGGUUAGGACUGGGAUUGUUGGUUUGAAGGAAUGAAGACCAUGUAUGGAGUUUUAUGUGAUUUCCUAUUGACGUCAUACCGCCUAAGUAAAGGCUAAAAUUAAGUGUUGUUUUUAAAUGUCAGUAGCAGGACUGGUAUUUAUAUAAGAUAAUGAUUUAGAACCUUUUUUGACCGCAUUGUUUGAGAUUAUUUCUGUAGGGAUAGUUAGAAAGGAAGUGAAGCUUAAGCAUUGUCCCUUCCUUCAAAUGACAUAUUGUCAAGGAGAAAAUUCAAUACCUUUAAUUUGUUUUGGAAUGCUCAUCUAAAAUUAAACAGCAGCUGAAAGGUUUAUACUGACGGCUGAGAGUGGCUUGCACGGAUUUUUGUUAAUCAAAGCAAAGAUGUUAGACUGAUACUGGACUCAAAUCACUGCUGAUCAGAAAAGUGACGAGCGUCAGCCAUGAACUACACACCAAGUGAGCCGUCUUACAACCUCUCAACAAAAGACUGUUCUCUUCCAUUAGCUCAUGGCGUCGCUCUUAUCACAGUGAAUUCUAUCGUGGGUGUGUUUGGAACACUUGGCAACUUACUGGUUUGCGUGGCGGUCGUUACAAGUCCACGACUUCGCCGAUUCCCAAACUACCUUCUGUUCAGCUUGGCGAUCGCUGAUUUGAUCGUCACCAUGUUGUGCGAACCUCUCGUCGUAGCAAUCUUCACUAAGAGGACAUUUCAAGACGUCUGUGCAGAUAAUAUGGAACGAGUCUAUUUCAUUGUCUCCAAUUUUUCAGCGUCUGCCUCCGUGGUGCACUUGUCGGCCAUCAGUGUUGAUCGUCUCCUUGCAGUCGUUUGUCCUCUUCGUCAUAGAGGCAUCAUGGAAAACUUUGGGUGGAAAUCCAUGCUUGUUGUGUGUUGGACAUUGCCCGUGGGAAUUCUUUUCCUAAGUAGGUUUGUUCCCGCGCCUGUUUCAGUGAAAGCUUUCGUCAGCCUAGGAGUAUUUAUCUUGUUUUAUGGUAUUGUUUUCGUGUCAUACACAGUGAUUCUAAUAUCACUGGUCAAACAAAGGAAACGAGUAAGCCAGAUCAAUGCCACCUCUCCUGCCGAUACCAAUUCACGCCGUGAAACCCGUGUAGCUGUUACCCUGGCGAUUGUGGUCGUCGUUUUCACUGCUUGUUGGUUUCCGUUGUUCGUUGUCUUCGCGGUCGCUGGCAAACCGCUGGUCAAGAUUCACGGAACUACGCACAUGUGGAUCAGGACCCUGGCACUGUCAAACUCCGCUAUGAACUUUAUUAUCUAUGGCUCGAGAAUGCGUAAUUUUACUGACACUUACAUUGAGAUAUUUCAAAAGACACUCAGGUUUGCGGGGCUUUAAAGUACAACGUAGUCAAAAUGAUA
Messenger RNA from Orbicella faveolata, 4694 nucleotides. RefSeq names its product adenosine receptor A2a-like. Gene Ontology annotation, cellular component: plasma membrane. Gene Ontology annotation, biological process: G protein-coupled receptor signaling pathway. The record is from RefSeq and is a predicted model, not a curated record. Gene Ontology annotation, molecular function: G protein-coupled receptor activity. Lineage: Eukaryota; Metazoa; Cnidaria; Anthozoa; Scleractinia; Merulinidae.